GUAGUAGUUGGCUCAAAAAGCGUUGGUUUUGAGACAAGUUAUGCGUAUAUCUUAAAAUUCUGGGUCUGAAUUUUCCGAUAAGAUGAUUGCCUGUUUAUAUGGAGCAGCAUUGAAUGAGGCAAUAAUUUGUAAUCAGGUUUGUUAGUGGAUAUAUAUAUCAGCAUGAAUAUUUCAGUGGUUUUAACAUCGUCUUCCAAGUUGCUAGUUUUUGUUGGUUUUUGAUCUGAGUUUUUCCCUGCUGAAAAAGAUCGGAUAUUGUUUUAAAAAAGCUAAGAUAACAAUGGCUGCUCAGGGUUCAACAGUGACAAUAAAACAACCCAAUGAAACAAUUCAACAAACAAAGAUUCAAAGUCGCAUUUUCUAUUCUAAUUUUGGUACCGGAUUCUCUGCUGAUGGUAAUAGAGAUGAAAAUGGUGUUUUAUCAGUAAGUAAUAAAAAAUUGGAAGCUUCUAAGUACCCUGAAUGGUUACCAACAUGGGAUCCCAAGACCUAUCCCAAAUUAGAAAGUUUUGAAUUUGUUGAUAAGGGCUUAUUUGCCGACCCAGAGUAUAAGAAUAUAUUUCCUCCAGAAAAAAGGAAUUCUAUUGAAGUCAAUGAUAUUUCGCCAUUGUUGGGAACAGAAAUCAGAGGCAUUCAACUAUCAGAGUUGGAUGAUUCAGGUAAAAACGACCUUGCAAGAUUGGUGGCGGAAAGAGGAGUAUUGGUAUUUAGAGAUCAGGAUUUGAAAGAUAAAGGAUUGGAGUUUAAUAAGAAAUUGGGAGAAUAUUUUGGACCAUUGCAUAUUCACCAAACAUCUGGAGCACCAAGGGAUUAUCCUGAGUUCCAUAUUGUUUAUAAAAAAUCAGACGAACCAAUAACUAAAUUCCAAUAUAAUGAUAGAUUAUCAGGCAAAAACUGGCAUUCUGAUGUUAGUUAUGAAUUACAUCCACCAGGAAUAACAUUUUUGGUAUUGUUGGAAGGACCCAAGACGGGAGGAGAUACACUAUUUGCUGAUGGAGUUGAGGCAUAUGAACGAUUAUCACCACAUUUUAAAGAAUUUUUAAAGGGGGUAACAUGUUGCCAUUCAGGAUUCACUCAAGCCAAUUUAUCAAAAGAGCAAGGAAGUUACACUAGAAGAGAACCAGUUGCUCAUAAUCAUCCAAUUGUACGAACUCAUCCUGUAACAGGAAAGAAAUCAUUAUAUAUCAGCGGGAAUUUUGUUACUCACAUUAAUGGAUUAAAACUUGAGGAAAGUGAUUUAAUUUUGAACUUUUUAAAGAAUUAUAUCGCCAGUGGUUAUGAUUUUCAAAUCCGUGCCAAAUGGGAAGAAGGAACAGUAGCCAUUUGGGACAACAGACGAGUGAUUCAUGCUGCUACAUUCGACUGGAGAGGCGUUACUGGCAGACAUUUAUUCAGAAUUACGCCCCAGGCUGAGCGUCCAUACGACACAGAUUAAGACAAUUAGAAACAAAAUAAGAAUUUUCUGCGCUAAAACAAAUAAAACAAUAAAAAGCUAAACAGAAAAAGAAAGCAAAGAAAAACAAGAAAAACAAGCAAAAACAGUUCAAAAAAAUGGACAAAAAUGGUGAGACGCAUUGCGUAAAAUCAAAAGCACUGCUCUCAGCCUCUAUAAUUGUUUUUCAAACCGGUUAAAUUACUAUAUAUUUUUAUAUUCAUGACUAUACAUAUUCACACGCACACAUCAUAAAUUUUUUUUGAUCAUCACAACAAAAGGUCUCGAGGCCCUCGAGACCUUGUGAACAGAGCACACCUCCCAGAAU
Ascoidea rubescens DSM 1968 is the source of this 1760-nucleotide messenger RNA. RefSeq names its product TauD/TfdA dioxygenase family protein. Gene Ontology annotation, cellular component: cytoplasm. Lineage: Eukaryota; Fungi; Ascomycota; Saccharomycetes; Ascoideales; Ascoideaceae. Bases 281 to 1435 code for a protein of 384 amino acids. Gene Ontology annotation, biological process: sulfur compound catabolic process. The record is from RefSeq and is a predicted model, not a curated record. The transcript has a single exon. Gene Ontology annotation, molecular function: sulfonate dioxygenase activity.